Molecule: messenger RNA, 1005 nt
Organism: Cylicostephanus goldi
Lineage: Eukaryota; Metazoa; Nematoda; Chromadorea; Rhabditida; Strongylidae
Source: the annotation of a GenBank genome assembly
GUGAUCUAUUUCAGGAGACUUACACGCCCUCAUUGAUCAAGAAAGCGCGCAUCUCAACGCAAACCAAAUUCUCAACAUUGAUGCCAUACUAGAAGCCGUACUGCAUAAAGCAAUUAGCAUAGUGAUGACAUUGCAACCGAAUGACGACAAACGCUCAGAAAAAACUAUGGCGGCUGAUGGUGGGUAUCAAUUUACAUUGAUUUUCUUUUUUGCGUUUUUCACUCAAAUAUUUCGUCUGGGACCAACUGACUUGGUACGAUGGUUAGUCUAUAUUUUGGCUAGAACAUCGACUGUAGGCUGUGAAGUAGAAGCAUGGUAUAUGUGGGAAUUGUUACCACAACAGAUGAUUACCAAGGGUGAUGCCGCUUACUACCUGACGGCGUUGUUUUGUGCCAUUCACAUCCUAAAAAGCCGAGAUGCAAUAAAGAAACUUGCCGAAAAAGAUGAAGACAUGAUGAGCAGCAUGGAUCUUUCGCAUCAGAUGUCAUCGCCGUCGUCAUCUGCAUCGGAUGCAUUUGUAAAAGUUGCGAUACCAGAUGAGGUUGCUGGGUGUAUCAGGUGGGAACUGCUAGUCUUAAAGUAUGCGACAUUUCCUGGAGUUCCGCAAAUGACUACGGGGAAGUUAUGUCGGGUAAUCGCUCACCAGCAAGGGAUCACAAAUCCUGAAGAUCAUGGAUUGUACCUGAUCGUGAAUGGUUUCGAAUCCUGCCUGCUACCCCAUGAGUGCCCUGACGCAAUCCGGGACAAUCUCCGAGGCACCGGCAAACCUCAUCUUUUCGCCUACAAACGCCAUGAUGCUAAAAUUGGCUGGCCACGACAAAUUAUUGUGCAAUAUGGUGUGUUACUUAACAUCCUCAGAGUUUCUGCAUAUUGGCCUGAUUGCAAAUAUUGGAUCUGCUCUUGGUUUUUGUGGGGAAAGUUUGCGGUGCGAAAACUAGUCCCCGGCGUUUUCCAACUUAUGCUUAUGCGGUUUGCUAUUGAUUUGCCUUUCAUUCUGGACUAAUU